UUUCCAAACAAACAUGGCGGACGAUCUCGCGAAGUUUUGCGCUGCAGAAAAGAUGUUAUUUAUUUCCUUCAAAUGCCUUGAAAUACUUUAAAGCUAUAUAAAUGGAAUCAGUAAAGCUUGUAAGCUCCCCGGCCUCUUUAAUAAGCCAUCGAUUUGGAGCAGCUGCAAGUGAGACAAGAAGUGUCAGCCCUUCACCGAGCCUUCCACCGAUCUCCAGAGAGCAAGCCUUGCUUGAGUCUUUUUUUCAUGCUCUCAGUCAGUUUGCUUUUGACAAGGCAAAAGACCAAGUGGAGAAAGAAAAAGAAACCAAAAGAUUGCCACUUGUAUCUAGUACACCAUGGUCAUCACUUCUUAUAACGCUCUCACGCCUAGCUUUGGCAGAGAAGAUGUACUUUUCUCUACCUUUCAUUGCCAAGAAGUUCUUCAGGAAAGAUUCUGUAAGAGACAGCUUCAAAGCUCUGAUAAUAGACUUCAAAAGGAUUGAAGAAAGCACACACAGCUCCUCAUCCACUGGGUCCCCACUUGAAGGAAGUUUGUUGGCAGAGCUGUGCAGACAUCUCUGUCAAUUUUCACAAGCUAGACAGGAAUUGAUCGACUUUUAUGAAUCCAUGGCAAUUAUGGGAUCCUCAUCAAAUGUGAAUUAUUCAGACUUGUCAAAUAUGAUUGAUGAGAUCUGUCGACGACACAACAAAGGCUUUCAUCACCCAAUCCUGGAUUCGCUGAAAUCAUGCUUCAGUUUUGAAGUGGACAUAUUGUGUAAUUUGUUGAAAGCACAGUGUGACAUGGCUGACUGGAAGUUUCUUUCAUCUCUUCUUCAUCUUCAUGAAAGCCACGUCAAACUGUCCUCAUGGUGUCAAUUUUUACCACCAGUCGAGCUAUCAGCAUCACUUACACUCAAGAAGUCACUGUUUGGUAGCACUCCAAAGAAACAUCUUGAGGCACCAUUUCUUUAUCAGUGGCUGGGCAAACUGCAGGAUGCUUUGGUGUCAAAGUUUACUCUGUACUUCUACCAAAUACUUAGUAGACAAACCACACCAGUUGACAUGAAGCCAUUGACUGCACGAGCCAGUAUUGAUUACAUAGGAAGGAUUACAGCAUUUAUCCGGCGUUCAGAUGCAUUCAGUGUGUGCAUGUUAUUGGACACACAUCAACUGGAGCAGUACCAGGGGCAUGGAUAUCAUUUGCCCCAUGAUAUCAAAGAAAAACCCUCCGGCUUGGGGGCUUUUCCUGCUGUUUUUUCAUUCCCUGGGGACCAGCCAGUUGACCAUUGGCCAAACAUUGUGUCCAUUCUCCUCGAUAGAGUUAAUGAGCUGAAUUCCAUGGAGAAAAUCGUCUACUUCUUUGACAUUCGUGUUCAGAGCACGUAUUUCUUAACACGCGUGGAUCCACGAAUGACUGUCGUGGUCAUUUUUAACAGCAAAAGGUCUGAGAAGGACUCUUUCGUCACUUCAUUUCUGACUGAGACGGCGACUCUUAUCAGAAACACGAAAAUCUUCGCCAUGUUAAAACAAGGAGGAAAGAGUUAACAGAUAUCCACUGCAGUGUUCGUUUCAAGGUGUUGCAACUCUCCAGUUGACAUGGUGAUCAUUGAAAACGAAAAUUGUCAUUGCAACGAUAAUUCAACGACGGCAGAGAAGUCUGAAGUUCACGUUUCGACCUGUACCACUUGUAGCCCUUUUGUUCCCAACACUGCAGGGACGGAUCCUGGAUUUUUCAAGAGGGUGGGUGGGCUGGUACCUUGGGGUUGCAGAAUCAAUGUGGCAUGUUACCAAAAUGUUACAAUUUGAGAAUUGGAACUUAAUUGAAAACCGUUUCACUAGAAAUACCAGCAACUGGUCACAAAGUAGAAGGUAUCUGUCAAGAGAGGUUGCCUUUUUUUCUGCCAUAAUAUUCACAACCUUUUUUCAUUUUUUUCUCUUUUUUUGUUUGGCUUCCCCCUCCCUAAAUCCGCCCCUGCAACACUAUAUCAAUGUCUAGUUUCUCUUUUCAAUAUAGAUACGCUAUUAACGACACAGUUGAUGAGAAUAAAGAGACCUGAUCAACAAGGAAUAUAGCCUUGAUGUAACAUCAAAUUCUCAAAACAUAUUAAGAGGAAAUGUAUGGAAAUCAGUAAGGAGAAUUAAGAAGUCUAGCUUGAGACAAAAAAGAUAAAUAGAUAUAGAUAAAAGGCAGUGUUUCCUUUUGAUAUUUGGGUGUGGCCCAUUUAAUGGUUCCCAGCCCCAGCUAAUCAAGUAAACAUCGUGGAGUCAUGGACACUAGUGAGGAUAGUUGCGUAAGACCUUGAAACAAGUUCAACCUUCCCUUGAUCGAUUGCGAACUAACUGGUGUUUCCCAUGAUGUCAGCAAAGAAGAAAGUCGACAUUUUGGCCGUUUUCUUUCUUUGCUGUUUACUGUUCUAAAACAAAGUUGGAACAAAAAUGUAGUCACUGAACACGACGGUGGCGUUGGGUUUUAACGGCCCCACG
Molecule: messenger RNA, 2465 nt
Organism: Orbicella faveolata
Lineage: Eukaryota; Metazoa; Cnidaria; Anthozoa; Scleractinia; Merulinidae
Product: KICSTOR subunit 2-like
Biological process (GO): negative regulation of TORC1 signaling; cellular response to amino acid starvation; cellular response to glucose starvation
Cellular component (GO): KICSTOR complex
Source: RefSeq, a predicted model, not a curated record